ACAUGUAUUAUGUUAAUAAAAUUCACUUGAUUUUCGUUUUGUAUGUUUCAUUCGUGUUUGCUGAACAAGAGAGCCACUUAAAAACUGUAAUUCAUAAAGCGUUGGCGGCAAAAGCGAGACAAUGUAUGAGAAAUGUGAACGCUACGGAGGCUGACUUGGAAUAUUUAAGAAAUGAGCCGCCAUUUCCAGAAAAAUCUUCUUGUAUUAUUACAUGUUUAUUGGAAAAGAUCAAUAUUGUUCAAGACAACAAAUUUUCUAAGAAAGGAUUCAUAAUGAUUAUUUCCCCGCUUCUUUUAACGAACACAAAGAAGUUGGAUCACAUGAAAAGUGUUGCUGAAAAUUGUGAUAAUGAGAUAAAUCAUGACGAGGUUUCAAAAUGUCAGUUGGGAAAUGAAAUAACAACGUGCGUUUACAAGUAUGCCCCGGAAUUACACUUCAAGAGCUGAACAAAUAAUUUAUCGACGUUAAAAAUGAUGUUUACUAAAUAAA
Molecule: messenger RNA, 489 nt
Organism: Pieris brassicae (large cabbage white)
Lineage: Eukaryota; Metazoa; Arthropoda; Insecta; Lepidoptera; Pieridae
Gene: Obp3
Exons: 4
Coding region: 3-446 (147 amino acids)
Molecular function (GO): odorant binding
Source: RefSeq, a predicted model, not a curated record